AUAUCCUAAUAUCAUCGAACACAUAGAUAGUGAUACUCCAAUUAACGUUUAAAAGAUAGAAAACAAACAAACAGACAAAACUGAUCUGAAAAAAAAAAAAUUGUCCUGAAGUUGAGAAGAAAGGCAAUGUGGGAAUGACCUUUACAUUGAGAACGAGGGUUUGCCAGAUUCGCUGAUUUUGCUGUUGUAUGACAGUUGAACGAGAAUUUUCGUGAUCAUUUGUGUAGGUUGUGUACCCUUUCGUGAACCUCUUUGUACAGGUCCGCCCAAAAGAAAGGAAAAUGGGAGAACAGUUCAUCAACAUAAAAGACUUAAAACCUGGACAAAAGAACAUAAAUAUUAUGUUUAUUGUAUUGGAGAUUGGUGCUCCAACAAGAACAAGAGAUGGCCAUGAUGUGAGAUCAGUUAAAGUUGCAGAUAAAACUGGGAGUAUAAAUAUCUCAAUCUGGGAUGAAACCGGUGACCUCAUGCAGACGGGGGAUAUUUGUCGCCUUACUAAAGGGUACUCAAAUGUUUGGAAGAGUUGUCUUACUUUGUACACUGGAAAAUCUGGAGAAGUUGUCAAAGUUGGAGAGUUUUGUAUGCAGUUUUCAGAGACACCAAAUAUGAGUGAACCAAAGCCAGAAUAUUCCAACAACCCAAAGGCAGACCAAACUGGCCAAAGAAAAUCCCCCACAGAAUCAAAUGAUGGGAAACCCCCACCUGGAGCUCCACAAGGGACACCACCUGGAAGACCUCAGGGUGAAGGUACAGGUAAUCCCGCAGGCUACCCUAACAGUCAUCCGCCAAGGCCUGGCAUGAUGCAAAACCAGCAGAUGCAGCCCCGCCCCCAAAUGAUGCCUGGAAUCCGCCCUCCCCCACAGAACUACCACCCACAGGGACCUCAGAACAUGAAUGGACGUCCCCCACACAGAGGAAUGAGAAGAUGACAUAGAUUUCAGCCAGCUUUAUUCUAUUCUGUUUAAGUGAUAGAUCCUCUCCCCCUCCACACAGUCAUAUGGAAAAAAGCAUAAUAAGCCAAUCAAAUUGGUUCAUACAUUGGAUCUAGGGUUAUAAUGCAUAUUAAGAUGGUUUUUGCUAGAAGCAUAGCUUCUGCACUCGGGAAUUCUCCUUGUUUGCUUUAACGUUUUACAGAACAGUUACAAAGCUUUAAAAUCUUUACAACACUACUUAAAGACAAGUCUAAGAAAUUGAUAACUUUUGUUCCCUGCAGUUUUCAGAGAAAGUGACCUUGUGCAAACAUUAUAUGGACUGCAAAAUUAUGACACAAUAUUUAAAUUGAUUUAAAGCUUUAUUUUUUUUUCUGUUACUUAAAAUGCUCAAAUUUUAAAUUUUAUAUGAAAAUGUUCACAGUGAAAAGUAUAUAAGUGACAAGUAAAUGAACAAAAAUCUCUCUCCUGCCUGAGGCUAAGUCUUAUACCUAUGAUAUUUCUACAGUAAAGUUUUAGUCAGGGAAAAAAACCAAGUGGUAUAAUAUGGUUGUCAAUACACAUUACAGCAUUUGCAGUAAAAAAAAAUGUACUUUGUGUACAAACACUACAGACUAAUAGCUGAACCAAGAGAGAAGAAAGAUAAACUUCCAUGAAUUUUGACAUGGAAACUUGAAUUUGUUUACUCUAUUGCAAAGUGUACUCUGUGGUUUCAUAUUAGCAUCAGAGAUAGGUCAAGUGUUGGAUGGCAGUUUCUGAGGUUUGGUUUACUAGUAAUCAUCACGAAGCCCCAUCCCAGAUGGGGCAAUCCAAAGUGUUUGACAUAAAAAUGUUGAGUUUAUAAAAUCAAAAAACUACAUGCAUAAACUGCACCGGAAAGUUAGUUUUAUAAUCAUUGUUCAAAGAACAGCUUUAGUUAUGUUUCAGAUGAAAACAAAAUUUAAUUUCGGGA
Molecule: messenger RNA, 1881 nt
Organism: Saccostrea echinata
Lineage: Eukaryota; Metazoa; Mollusca; Bivalvia; Ostreida; Ostreidae
Product: SOSS complex subunit B2-like
Exons: 7
Coding region: 282-929 (215 amino acids)
Biological process (GO): double-strand break repair via homologous recombination; mitotic cell cycle checkpoint signaling; response to ionizing radiation
Cellular component (GO): SOSS complex
Molecular function (GO): DNA binding
Source: RefSeq, a predicted model, not a curated record